CCGUUGUCCUUCCGCCCGCCCGGAACUGAAGUGCCGCGGCAGCGGUGUUCGGCCGGGACGAAGGGUGUGCACGGCGAUGGCGGCGGCGGCGGCUGGCCGGGCGGGCCUGGGGCUUGCGGGCGCCGGGAAGGUGCUGGGGAAGAGCAUGGAGGGGAUGGCGUCCCCGGUGUGGGUUCGUUGUCUCUUUACCAGGUCCAAUAUUCCAGACUCGGUAUUUCAGCCACGACCUGGAGAUCAUGAAAAAUAUGGAGGUAACCCUGAGGAGCCCCACAAAAUCCAUGUUAUCACCAGAAUAAAAAGUGUCAUUGGUCGCCCAUAUUGGGAAAAGAAGAUAAUCCGUGAUCUGGGACUGGAUAAAGCACAUCAGCCAAGACUGCACAAAAAUAUCCCUUCUGUGAACUCCAGACUGAAAGUCGUUAAACAUCUGAUAAGAAUUCAGCCACUGAAGCUUCCCCACGGGCUGCCAACAGAAGAGGAAUUGUCCAGCACCUUUCUGACAAGCAGAGGAGAGCUUAUCAUUAAAAAGCGUCUGAAACCUGUGGAGCAGAAAGAAAUUAAAGCAUAAGCAACUGGACAGCAUCUUGUGGUGCAGUGUGUUAUGACUGCAGUCUCUGUGAGGUGUUGAUCAUAUUCCCACAGGAAGGUACAAGCUGGAGUUUGAGCCCUCUUGAAGGAUAUAUGUACUGCAUCCAAGGCACAGGACAUUCUUUAAAAAGAUGGUGCAAGUACUAGGACACAGAAAAUUAGGCAAAUGGAUCUUGCUGCUGGUAGAUAACAAAUAAUAAGACUUGUGGCUGGAUCGGUGUCCCGGAGCACCAGGGCUGGCUCAGCCUUGCCGGGCACGUUCGGGGUUCACGUCCGUGGCGCUGCAGCCUGGGGAGCUUCCAGCAGAGGGCUCUGCCAGCUCCAUCCCACCCGCUCUAUGUAUGGAUGCGCGUGUGGAUCUCUGGCGCUGCAGCCUACAGAAGUGCUGCAGGGUAUCCCGGAGGGCCUGUGUUAAUGAAAAGGCUUGGUACCGUUCACAGUUGAAGAAGUGUCUGAUAAACUAUGGACACUGCAGGCUCCCACAUAGAGAGAAGGCAAAAUACACAGUAGCUGUUAUUUCUGAGUAAGAUGCAGCAGCAAGAGGUCUUUACAGAGAUGUUUAAUUGACAAGCUGACAGUUCCAGUGAAAAAGAAUUUUUUUUUUAAACUUUUUAAUAUAUGUGUACGUUUGGGUGUUUCUGAAAUGGUAUUUCCCCCAAGGGCCCCCACUCUUCCACAGUUAGUCUGCUAUCCCAAACCUUCUCUGUUUGAGCAUACAUGCUCUCAAGAUUUGCUCUCAGACCCUAAAACCUGAACCAGCAGCAUGCACAAACACAGCGUGUGCCCACACCCUUUCAGUAAUGGAGCUUUGUAAUGCUCCAUAUAGAUCUUUGUGAAGCACAGGUAAGAAACUUUUUGUUCCCUUUUUGUGUAGGGGACAGACUGACUUAGGAAGAUUGCAAAAUUCAGAUUGGAAGGUACCUUUCUGGUCUCUAGUCCAACCUCCUGCUCAACACAGGGCCAGAUGAGGUUGCUCAGUGGGUGUUGAAAGCCUCUGAUGGGGACAGCUCAGGCUCUCUCCAGAGCUGGCACUGCUGUUUUGUACAGCUGUUAGACAUGUGUAUUAACAGAUAAAACAUAAGGUGGGUAAAAUCUUGUUAAGUAGUGUUACAACUUCCCUGCAGCAUUAAUCUGCUGCUUGAGAAACUGCAGGCACAGAUGAAAACUCUGGAUAUUCUCAUGAUGAAAGAUAAAAAUUAAAGGCAAAGGGUAAGUUACAUUUUGAACUGUUAGCUGUGUUAUCUUUUAAGUUUUUUUUUAGCCUUAGCUGGAAAAAAUCCCAUUGCAAGUUUGUUCUUCUUCCUGGCUUCAUUGUCCUACCCCAUUCUUACUGUGUCUGGAGGAGAAAUUCAGAAUGUUUUAAAUUAGAAGCAAAGUAUGAAAUCAGGGCCUCAAAUCUAAUCAUUACUCAGAGAUAUCAAUGUCCAUUAUUUCCUAUAAAACCUGGCUCUUUGGUACUUGCA
Messenger RNA from Zonotrichia leucophrys gambelii, 2048 nucleotides. RefSeq names its product mitochondrial ribosomal protein L30 (gene MRPL30). Gene Ontology annotation, molecular function: structural constituent of ribosome. Bases 77 to 565 code for a protein of 162 amino acids. The transcript is spliced from 6 exons. Gene Ontology annotation, biological process: translation. The record is from RefSeq and is a predicted model, not a curated record. Gene Ontology annotation, cellular component: mitochondrion; large ribosomal subunit. Lineage: Eukaryota; Metazoa; Chordata; Aves; Passeriformes; Passerellidae.